Molecule: messenger RNA, 2060 nt
Organism: Poecilia latipinna (sailfin molly)
Lineage: Eukaryota; Metazoa; Chordata; Actinopteri; Cyprinodontiformes; Poeciliidae
Gene: gpr151
Product: G protein-coupled receptor 151
Exons: 1
Coding region: 227-1555 (442 amino acids)
Biological process (GO): G protein-coupled receptor signaling pathway
Cellular component (GO): plasma membrane
Molecular function (GO): G protein-coupled receptor activity
Source: RefSeq, a predicted model, not a curated record
CUCUAGGUCUAAGGAUAAAGCCGGGCGCACGCAAGAGCUCCACUCUUAACUCCUGACUGCCAGCUAUUGACUUGUCUGAUGUGAUCUUUUCAUCAGCCUUUGAUCUCAAUCCAUUUCCGUCUUUACAUCGCUUCUUUUUUUUUUCCUCUCAGGAAAUUUUUCACCUCUUCUGGCUAUCUCUGAAUACUUUUUUUUCUCUUAUCAGAUCAUCAACUCUUUGAGAUCUAUGGAUAAGCUCGUUGGAAACAACGUGACUACGGAGAACAGCUCCUUGAACAAGUGGACGCUCGGUGAACCAGGCUUGUUCCACCAUCGGGACCCCAGCGAACUCCGGGUCUUGGUGCCAGCCAUCCUGGGAGUCAUCUGUGUUUUAGGUGUGGCUUGUAAUCUCACCGCAAUGGUCAUCCUGUUCUCGAACGCCCACCGGGGCAAGCUGUCCCUCAUCAACUCGCUCAUCUUCAACCUGAUGUUCGCCGACGGGCUGGUGCUGAUGUUCACUGUCCCUUUCAGGGCUGCCUCCUACUCCAGGGCGAACUGGAGCCUGGGCUGGGUGGUGUGCAAGACGGCCGACUGGUUCCUCCAGUCCUGCAUGGUGGCGAAGAGCCUCACAGUGGCUUUCAUGGCAAAAGCCUGCAGCCGAUACGUGUCGAACCCCACCAGGCAGGUGAGCAUCCACCUGGGCUCCAUCCUGGUGGUGCUCUUCUUCAUCUGGCUGUCUGCCUGCUCCGUCACCAUUCCACUGUGGCUGUUUGCGAAGCUGCAGAGAGAGGUCCGUGGGCUCGUGUGUGUGCUAAUGUUUCCUCCUGAAGCUAAGGAGUUCAUGUCCGUGUACGUCAAAGCGUACCCCUUAGGGGUCUACUGUGCGCCUCUCAGCGUUGCCCUGAUGUACGUCUGGAAGGCUUACGGACACUGCCAACGUCGCUCCAGUAAGUCUCAGAACCUGCGCACGCAGAUCCGAUCCAGGAGGCUCACCCUGAUGCUUUUCAGCCUGACCCUGGCCAUGGCUAUCCUGUGGCUUCCUCAGUGGGUGGUAUGGCUUUGGGAGAGGCAUCUUGCAGAGAAGGAAACUGAAGGAGCUCAGCCACUGACUUCCUCUCCUCCCCUUUUCCUCGCCCUCUCUGCUCAGCUGCUCACCUUCUCUCUGUCGUUGGUGAACCCUCUGAUUGUACUCUUCCUCUCAGAGGAAUUCAGAGAGAGUUACCGGGGGCUGUGGAGGCGCCUCACCCUGCGCAAGCAGCCUCCACCAAAGCCAAAGCCCGGACCCCACAACCCUACCUCUCUCCAGUCCCCUUGCCCCAGACCGGAGACGUCAGGACAGCUCCCUGGAGAGAGAGGGAUCCAUUUCAGCUCCAGCCAGGAAACCAGCGACAAGGCUCAACCUCCGCCGGACCAAGGCAAACCUGGCGGGGAAAAAGAGGCGGACAGGGUGAGCCUUAAAGACGGGGUUGUCUUGCCUGACGUGGAGCAGUUCUGGCAGGACAGGGAGACCGGCUCGCACACGGAUGAAAACGAUCCGGUGCCGUGGGAGAACCAGGCCCAAGAAGAGAAAAAAUAAUAACCAGCCAGUCGCCAACGCACCUCUACCAACUGCUGCAAUGUGAAUGACUGAUGUUCUGUCUUCUGUGUGUGCAAUAUUGUUCGAAGGUAAGACGUGCAAUCAGAGCGAGUGAGACCCACAAAUAGAACAGCGUCAUCUGCAUAUGUGAUAACCUUUUGCAGUUUGUGAGGUAAUUAUUAGUGCCUGUAAAUUAAAACUUUAUGAUAGGACAAAAUAAUUUAUACAAACUUUCUUUCCACAUGGAGUCUGUACCAAAAGGAAUAAAAAAAUCAAAAAGCAGCCGGCUUGAAGUGUUUGCAAAUAAUUUCGACCUCUACUUAAAGGCUCACGUGUAAAAUUCUUACUUUAACGAACUAAAUAUUUAAAUGUGCAUUUGUCGUUUUUAUGAUGAUUAGAAAGUGGUUUGCAUGCCGCCGUUGACGUGACAGUAAUUGGCCUCGGAUUUAUUCGCAACGUGUCUCUAAAUGGAAACUUGUUUUCAAUAAAUACCUGUGAAAAUGUG